GAUUUUUUUUCUAUAAUUUUUAUACACUUCAUUUUAUACACUUCAUUUUAGAGCACAGGAUAAGCAAAUAUGGCAGGUAAACUUGAAGAAAAUUGACAAAUCAAGAUGUGCUACACAGACUCUCACCCAAAACAACAGAGCGCUGUAUUGCAAACAAAAGGGUCACGGGCAAGCCUAUCCCAGCUGACUAUGGACGAAAGGCGGGGUACACCCUGGACAAGUCACCAGAAGAAGGUGAGAUGGAGAGUGUUACUGCUAAUGCCCUCAACACAGGGGGUGAAACAGGAGCACUAGUGGACGUCACGUUUCAGAAAAAUCCCUAUCAAACCCAGAAGUACCUGGAGGCAGAACCAAAAGCUUUAGGGGUAACACAAAUUAUGCUGAGUGUCUUUCUUUUGAGUAGCAUAUAUUUGCAUUGGAGUAAACGUUCACCGAUAGACAGUGCAAUCUCCACUUCAGUCAUCAUCAGUGCUAUCUUUUCUUCAUUUAGCAUAAUAGCUGGUAGUGUGGCAAUAGCAGCACAGAAUCUUCACCCUCCUACACUGAAGGCCUGCAUGGGGAUGCAGGUUGUGGCAUGUGUGUUGUCAGUGAUCUGCUUUUUCAUCACCUCGAGUCUAUUGCUAGAAUAUUCUGUGUUUUAUUCCUGCUGGUUCGACCACCACAAUGAAACAUCACAAAUGAGCAUGUGUAGGAGACUGUCGGCCAUCUAUCAGCAUACGAAGGGAAUAGAGCUCCUCAUGCAUGUGAUUCAGAUUGCUCUCUCUGUCACCUUGGCUGUUUUCUGCUGCAAAGUCAUCCAUUGCUGCUCACCAAGGACCAAUGUGCCUGUUAUUGUGGUGAACACCGCCCCCAGAUCCACAGUGAUGCCAGAGUCACAACCCAUUUAACUAAAGUUUUGUUUUACACACAUGCGUUAUAAAUGUAUUUUUAAUACUCAUAUAUACACAGCCUACAGUAUACAACCUAAGUUAGAUUUGUUACAUGUAUACAGCCUACAGUAUACAACCUGAGUUACAUGAUAAUAUGAUAAACUGUUAAAAUAACCUCACUAGAAUUCAAUGAGUAUAAUUAACAGUUAUUCCACGAAAUCGAGCCGUACAUGAGCUGAUAGCCGACGAGUUGGCUAUAAGCCAUGUAUGAUGAGAUUGAGUGGAAUAACUUUUUUUAUUCUAUCCACAUUCAUUGGAUUUUGAGAAACAGAGCAUUUUUAUCUCUCAUCUCAUUAUCUCUAGCCGCUUUAUCCUGUUCUGCAGGGUCGCAGGCAAGCUGGAGCCUAUCCCAGCUGACUAUGAGCGAGAGGUGGGGUACACCCUGGACAAGUUGCCAGGUCAUCACAGGGCUGACACAUAGACACAGACAACCAUUCACACUCACAUUCACACCUACGGUCAAUUGAGGCCCAAUCCCAAUUCUAAUUUCUACCCCUUCCCCUCCGCCUUCCCCUCCGCCUUCCCCUUGGCCCUUCCCCUUGAAACUGAGCUACAAGGGAUAGGGCUUGAAAUUCAACCCUUACGUAUUGGGAUAGCCCUUCAACGAUCGCAUACGUCAUCGCGUACCUCCGUCAGCGUUUACGUUAGCAAAACGCAACGCGUCAUUGGCUGCGACCAGCCGCUACAGUCAGAGCCAGAAAUCUCUGCUGGCAGGGUGUGAUUUGUUAACUAACACUACUGAAUGGGAUAUCUUUGGCGCUUCGUGCACCACAUCCGACAGAAUGAGGUGUCAGAACACUCAUGUAAACAAUAAAAGCGAGAAUAACAGAACAAAACGUACGCAGUAAAGCAACCGAAAACAAUACUCACUCCCAAAGCUUUUUAGCAGCAGCUUGGAUUUCAGAAAUCGCUGCUCAUUCUCAGCUCGAAAGCGAAUCAAGCGGCGUGUUUCCUCUGGAUAACAACUUAAAACACGUAAAUAAUGGAGAAAAUACAUUUAUGACAAUCUUUCGCCGCGGGAACCGCCAUCUUUCUGAAAUCCGCAUGAAAUCUCGCUGAAAUCCGCAUGGCAUUGUGGGAAAUCACUCAAACCCCUUCGUUCGGAGUCUGCUCCAGGAAAAUCUCCGUUUGGAGGGGUACAGAAGCCCUAUGCCUUCCCCUACCCCUCCGCGUUAACUGGGAUUGGGAUGCCCCUACCCCUUCACGUGAACGCGCAAAAUGGAGGGGAAGGGCCAAGGGGUUGGUCCAAGGGGUGAAAUGGGAUUCGGCCUUAGAGUCACCAGUUAACCUAACCUGCAUGUCUUUGGACUGUGGGGGAAACCAGAGCACCCGGAGGAAACCCACGCGGACACGGGGAGAACAUGCAAACUCCGCACAGAAAGGCCCUCGCUUAUUUUUUGCAAAUUUGAUAAAUAAAAACUUUUUACAAAACAUCCAACAAAAUAAUUUCUGCUUAGAAUAUAAACAAACCGGCGAAAUGACGGGAGCAAUUUGUGAAAAAUGUUAUAAUAAUUCUUGAAAAAUAAAAAAUAUACAUUCUUACCAACAAAUACUUUUAUUCCAUAUUUUGCUGCUUUUUUUUGGGGGGGGGGGUCUUCUUCCUCUUUUGGGUUUUUUUCUUUUCUUUUCUUUUUGCCAGUUGGCAAACCAACUUAAAGGUGCAUUACUGCUACUGACUGGGCUGGAGUGUGGAACAGAAGACUGGGGGGGGGGGCUAUAUUCUUUUAGCUAUUUCUGUUUCUUUUAAAUACUUGAUGAUAAUUUUUGAGUUUUGUUUUCAAGUAGAGUUUUUAUUUCGUCCUUGGUUGGUUCAGCAACACACUCUGCCAUUUUGUUUUUGCUAUUCAUGGUAUAUGAGCUGAUAGCCUAGUAGGAGAGUAGCUAAUCAGAGAGCAUGAUUGCUCAUAUCCAGUAAAUGUGGAUAGAAUAAUUUCUUUUCCAGGUCCAGAUUAUAUUUUGUGUCAUUUAUGUAUCCUUAGGAAAUACAGAGUCGCUUCUAUCAUGUUUCGGAAACCUAUGAAAGGUUUUGAUGUUUGUAUAUACCUUCAAAUGAUGUUUGCUCUCUGGACCAGAACUUUUUGUCAGUAAUGAUUCUCGGUGUAAGACUGUAACUUGGAAGAAAAAAAAGGGAUUUUAGGGGUUUAUUGUAUGAUUAAUAAACAUUAGAUUGUGUGGAGGGGUGUUGGGAAAUAAUGCAGAAAAAUUGACAGCAUCUUAUUGUCUUUUUUUUAAAUAUUAAACCUGAUGGUGAUCUCUAUUUUUUUCCUUAUGUGCAAAUUUAUAUAAAGUCUAAUUUAAUGCUUGUGCUUAUAAUUAAUUGUGCUUGUUUCUUGUGCUUGUAAAACUGUCUGAUUAAAAAUUUCCCAGUAGAUGGAGAUGUAA
Neoarius graeffei (lesser salmon catfish) is the source of this 3311-nucleotide messenger RNA. RefSeq lists its product as uncharacterized. The transcript has 9 exons. The record is from RefSeq and is a predicted model, not a curated record. Lineage: Eukaryota; Metazoa; Chordata; Actinopteri; Siluriformes; Ariidae. Bases 240 to 887 code for a protein of 215 amino acids.